AUGCCUAGUGAGGAAGCGCCAAGAACUGAAGAUUCUUCUUCUAUUCCAUCUGCUGCUGAUCCUAAUCCUGAUCCUGAUCCUGAUGGUGGUGGAAGAAGCUCUUCUCCAACUCCAACUGCAAUUAGUUCAGCAGAAGAGCAGCGGACAAAUGAAGUAGUUAGUUGGAAUGAGGCGGCUGCUCAAGCUCAAGUACGUGGAGCACUUCAAACUGAGCUGGAGACGGUGUGCCGUGAAAACGAGCAAUUAGAGAAGAACCGAGAGAGCUUGUAUUCGCAACUGAUGCUCGAAUUCGACAAGGAGACACAGCAAGCUAUCGCUGAGACACGUCGCAAGUAUGAUGUGAAAAUCCGGGAGGCUGAAGCCGAGUACAAGUCGAAAAGAGACGAAAUGGAGAGAAGAAGGAAGAUGAUUUUGGCGCAAAGACAUUCAGCCGAAGCUGCGAGAGCCCUGCGCUGGAGUGGCAGUUCAUCAUCCAUCAAGCAGCCCAGCAGCAGCAGCAGCAGCAGCAGCAGAGCCAUGGUGAUGCACCCCUCCUCCCAGUCCCAGUCGCAGUCCCAGUCCCCUGCUCCAGCCCUGCCGAUCAGUACUAGUCCCUGGCUUCAUCCGUCCCAGUCCCCUGCCCCUGCUUCUUCUUCUUCAUCUCAGCUGCGCCCCCCUGCCCCUGCUUCUUCUUCUUCAUCUCAGCUGCGCCCCCCUGCCCCUGCUUCUUCUUCUUCAUCAUCUCAGCUGCGCCCCCCUGCCCCUGCUUCUUCUUCUUCAUCAUCUCAGCUGCGCCCCCCUGCCCCUGCUCCUGGGCAAGGUGCGGUUACUGCGACAGCUCCUCCGUCGUUCAGACAACCUGUACGAGCACCGCCGCUCAGCCCCAUACCCCUAGUUAUCAGAAACAUUACUUCCUUAGGCAAUAACAACAACAACAACAACCGGAUCGUGGGCCGAGUGAUCCGUGCUCCAGCACCACACCUUCGGGCAUGGAGACCUAGACCACCACCACCACCACCAUCAGUGACCAGCUCCCAGCGUUACACCGUGCAGCCAUCGCAGCAGCAGCUGCCAUUAGUACCAAUGUACUUGAUUGAGGAUUAG
Andrographis paniculata is the source of this 1083-nucleotide messenger RNA. RefSeq lists its product as uncharacterized. The transcript is spliced from 3 exons. Lineage: Eukaryota; Viridiplantae; Streptophyta; Magnoliopsida; Lamiales; Acanthaceae. Gene Ontology annotation, biological process: heterochromatin formation. The coding region runs from base 1 to 1083 and encodes 360 amino acids. The record is from RefSeq and is a predicted model, not a curated record.